GGCUUCGGUAAAGUAGACGUGGCAGUGACGUCAAUGCCGGAAAUGACCCGGAUCGGAACUUUAACUCCUGGCUUGGUUAGUUUCUGUUUUUUUUGAGCAGAAACCGUCGAGGGCUGACGAAAUAUGAUGUGAUAUCAAUUCAGACAUGUUUCUACUUAUGUCCAUGAAGGAUACCCCGCCUUGGAUGUGAGUUUGUCCAUACACCUACUCGUCAAAUAGACCAAAGGAGGAGGACCCGGAGUCUCGGGUGUUUUCUGGAAAACUGCGGGCUGUGGACCUUUCAUCGGCGGCAAGAUGACGUGCCGUGACCGGACCCUCGAGUUCCAGUCAGCCUGUAAAUCUCUCCAGGGCAGACAGAAUGGCGUCCAGCCCAGUAAACCAGCUCUUAGCGCUCUCAGACAUCGCAGCGACUUCACAGUUAUGGCCAAGAGAAUUGGGAAGGACUUGAGCAAUACAUUUGCCAAACUGGAAAAGCUCACUAUUUUGGCUAAAAGAAAAUCCCUAUUUGACGACAAGGCAGUGGAGAUCGAGGAGCUAACGUACAUCAUUAAACAGGACAUAACCAGUUUAAACAAACAGAUAUUACAGCUGCAGGACUUGGUGAGAUCCCGUGGAGCUCCUGGUGGACGACACAUCCAGUCCCACUCUAACACUAUAGUGGUGUCAUUACAGUCCAAACUGGCUUCAAUGUCCAACGACUUCAAAUCAGUCCUUGAAGUCAGAACAGAGAAUCUGAAGCAGCAGCGUAGCAGGAGAGAGCAGUUCUCCCAGCCUCCUGUGUCGACUUCUCCUCUAAUGGCCAACAACUUCAGGAGCCGCAAAAAAGGGGCCCAGGAGCCGCAUGCAGCUCGCGAUCCGCGCAAUGACUACCAGGGCUAUACAACCGCAAAUUUAAAAGAGAGCUCGGUCCUGAUGCAGGAUGAGUCCAGGAGCAUGGGUGACGUGGCCAUCGAUAUGGACUCUCAGAGCAACCCCCUGCAACUCCAGCUCAUCGACGAACAGGACUCGUACAUCCAGAGCCGCGCGGACACCAUGCAGAACAUUGAGAGCACCAUCGUGGAGCUGGGCUCUAUAUUCCAGCAGCUGGCUCACAUGGUCAAGGAGCAAGAGGAGACCAUCCAGAGGAUCGAUGCUAACGUGGAGGACACCCAGCUGAACGUGGAGGGCGCCCACACAGAGAUCCUCAAGUACUUCCAGUCGGUCUCCUCCAACCGAUGGCUGAUGAUCAAGAUAUUUCUCGUCCUCAUCGUCUUCUUCAUCGUCUUCGUCGUUUUCUUCGCCUAACGGAAGGAGGAGCAGUCGAGGGGCAGCGGCGAAAGCACAUUAGAUGAGAGUAAGUGAAGCUAGUUCUGGACCAAGAAGACGUGUCCAGGUGACAUAUCUGGAGGACAAGGUUGUGGUGGUUUUCAUGGAGGCUUGGGAUUCGCUCAAAUACAGACUUUACGGUUAUUCUCAAGCCACAGACUCCCGAUCUAAAUUCAACAGUUCAGUGAAGAAUCAGGAUGUUGAACUCUGUCCAAAUGAAAUGAAUAAAUUGUCUAAAAUCCCCACUUUGUAUAGAGAGAGAGCAGACGACUGCUCCGUGUUGUACUUGACCAACUGUUCAUGAACAUUUAAUCCAAAUGGCUAUAAUUUAAUGGUUUGAUUCUGCAAACUGUCGUAUGAUUUAGAUUUUUCUUUACUUUUUUUUCCCUCUUACCCAUCAUUUAUUAUUUCAAAGCCAAACAAUAGUUUAUCCACUGAUGUUUCUGCUUCCUAGUUCACCUAUGUUUUAGUGAAAACGCAUGACCGUGUCUCAUUUAAAAGUAUUUCUUUACCCAGCACCAUUCAGAUGUGAUGUGAAUUUUUUUUUUUUUUUUUUUUUUAAUCCAGUGAUAUUCUGUUUUCAAAGUUUAUUUGCCAAAUGGGUACUCUUAUCGAACUGUGACACAACAUGGAGACACUCGAGAAGUCAGUUACAGCCAACUGAGAGGAUGUUUGAAUUAGUGUUAUCGAUGCACGAACUGCACGAAAUAUCGACGAGUGACGACUGUUUUAAAUGAGAGGUUUAAUGGUUGAAAUGGGCGUAGGCCUCACUCAGUGAGCGCUGCAGAGAGGAUCAGUGCUUAUGAAGGGGUUGAACUGGCUGUGAAAGCCUCUAAUGAAGUGACUCAAUCAGCCAGAUUCCCUGGAAGUAUCUGGUCACAUUCAGUCUGUGCUCCCCCACUUUAUCUAAUGUACAGGAUGUUAUUUAAAUGACCACAGCUUUUUAAGGAGACAGAAAGCAUUUUUCCUAUUUUUCCCCAUUUUUUAGCCAAAUGCCUUGACUUCAGUGUAAAAAGUGCAAAUAGUUAUAAGGAUGUAUUGAUAAGAAAGUGCGCAUUAAUAAAAUAAUAAUGGGGUGCUGGCA
Mugil cephalus (flathead mullet) is the source of this 2389-nucleotide messenger RNA. RefSeq names its product syntaxin 5A (gene stx5a). Gene Ontology annotation, molecular function: SNARE binding; SNAP receptor activity. Gene Ontology annotation, cellular component: Golgi membrane; endomembrane system; SNARE complex. Gene Ontology annotation, biological process: vesicle fusion; intracellular protein transport; endoplasmic reticulum to Golgi vesicle-mediated transport. The coding region runs from base 295 to 1284 and encodes 329 amino acids. The record is from RefSeq and is a predicted model, not a curated record. Lineage: Eukaryota; Metazoa; Chordata; Actinopteri; Mugiliformes; Mugilidae. The transcript has 12 exons.